UGAUGCUGCAGGUGAAUAUGGAGAUAGAUGGAGCCUCAUCCUCUAUAUCCCCUCGUGUCACCACCUCUGCUCCCCAGCAGGACCCUUGUGAUAGAUCUAACACAACCUCAGCCUCAAGACUCCACCUCCAUCCCCGUACCUGUCUCCACCGGCCCCACAGCCCACCCCGGAUGGCUGCGGUGGGGGUUUAGCGCCUAAAGCCCUCAAAUCUCAAAUUGUGCUGCCCUGUCACAGCGAGGGUUUAGCCUUCGUUGCGUAACUCCAGGGCCACCUGGCCCCACGCUGCUGCGUCAGCAGCCAUGGCCCAAAGUCCCCAAAGGGACACCAAGGCUGCUGGCCCCAGGGGGGGGAUGCAAGAUACCCCUGUCCCAGCAUUAAUCCUCUUUGGGGGGCCCCCAUCAAUCAUCCCCCUCGACUGGGGCUUGUAAUUAAUUGCCUGGGGACAGGGAAGGGGGGCGGUGUGUCGUCCCCCUCUCCGUAAUUACCACUUUUCGUUAUUCCUCUCUAAACUCCUUAACAAGGGGCUUAUGUGCUUACAGGGCCUGGUGGGCGCAGCACGGGGGGACAUAGGGGUCACCCCUGCACCCCAGCACUCCUCCACAAUCUCAGCCCUCCACUUCCCAGGGCCAGCAUCGCCAUGACCCCUGUGUCCCCACCACAGGUGGCUUUGGAGGCUUUGGUGUCAUGGGGUUUAGGGUUACAGGGAGGCAGCGGUGCCGGGGCUCAGCACCUUUUUAAUUCUUCAUCGCAUGGCUGAUUGAUCCCCCCCCACACAGACACUAAAGAUUAAGACGGUGACAAACAGGCGGCUGCUUACACAGCGCCCGCGCUAAUCUGCCUUGAAGAGAGCACAGCCACAGCCCCAUCCUGCAGAGCGGGGACAGGGACAGCCCAGCAUGGCUGCAUCGCCGGCGGGGUCGGUGGUGAGCGCCGGGCUGGAGGACAGCCCCUCGGGACUGAGCCCGGCCCCUGGCAAGGCACUGAGCCCUGUGCUGUUGUGCAAGGUGUGUGGAGACACCAGCAGUGGGAAGCACUACGGCAUCUAUGCCUGCAAUGGCUGCAGCGGCUUCUUCAAGCGCAGUGUCCGCAGGAAGCUCAUCUACAGGUGCCAAGCAGGGACAGGGCUGUGCCCAGUGGACAAGGCACACCGCAACCAGUGCCAGGCAUGCCGGCUCAAGAAGUGCCUGCAAGCCGGCAUGAACAAGGAUGCUGUGCAGAAUGAGCGCCAGCCCCGAAGCACAGCCCAGGUCCGGCUAGACAGCAUUGAGCUGGAUGCCGAGCUGCCCCCAGAGCACGUGGCUGCCACGCGUGAUGUCCCACCAGUUCCCUGCCCGGCCCCCCGUGGCCCUGGGGCUACUGCUGCCACCGCCGCUGUCCCCCGCACACCCACACCACCCACCAACCACCGCUUCAUGGCCAGCCUGAUGACAGCUGAGACCUGCGCCAAGCUGGAGCCUGAAGAUGUUGAUGAGACAGUGGAUGUGACGGGUGGUGAGCCCGAGCGGGCAGGUGGUGAGUACCAGGUGGCCCCAUACCCAGCAGCUGGUCCUGAAAAUGUCUACGAGACCUCGGCACGCCUUCUCUUCAUGGCUGUCAAGUGGGCAAAGAAUCUGCCUGUCUUCUCCAAUCUGCCCUUCCGGGACCAGGUGAUCCUGCUGGAGGAGGCGUGGAGCGAGCUGUUCCUGCUCUGUGCCAUCCAGUGGUCCAUGCCCCUGGAGAGCUGCCCGCUGCUGGCUGUCCCCGAGCCAUCCCCUGGCAAGCUGUUGCCAGCCGCCGUGGACGUGCGGGCGCUGCAGGAGACCCUGGGGCGCUUCAAGGCGCUGGCUGUCGAUCCCACUGAAUUUGCCUGCAUGAAGGCUGUGGUGCUCUUCAAGCCAGAGACCCGUGGCCUGAAGGACCCUGAACAGGUGGAGAACCUGCAGGACCAGUCGCAGGUGAUGCUGGGCCAGCACAACCGCUCCCACUACCCUGGGCAGCCCGUCAGGUUUGGGAAGCUGCUGCUGCUCCUGCCAGCACUGCGCUUCCUCUCCUCCGAGCGUGUGGAGCUGCUCUUCUUCCGCCGUACCAUCGGCAACACCCCCAUGGAGAAGCUGCUCUGCGACAUGUUCAAGAACUGACCCCUCCCUGCUGUCCCCUGGACGCUGCUCAGUGGCUUUUGGGAUACCCUGGGUUGUUUGCUCCCCUGUGCUGGCACUGUCAUCCCCACCUCUCCGUGGGGUCCUUGGGGUGCUCCCAAGUGCUGCAGGAGGGUGGGUGGCAGGGGGACAUCAGGGUGGCACCAGGAGAACCUCAUGGGGUGAGCACCUCGAUGGGUGCUGUUGUCCCCUACCCAACCCUGAACCCCCUGGACAUGGUGCCAGCAGCGCUGCAACCCAGGGACAUGACACCAGCCUGGGGGUGGCACUGGUGGGGGACACAUGGGGACAGAGCUGUGUCCUCCCAUCCCAGGGGGCUUGCAGCCAACCCCCUGUUUUGUAUUCUGAAUAAAGAGGGCUUUUGCAGACAACCUCCUCAUGCCCUUCUCUCAAGGUCUGGCACUGGGGACACUGGGGAUACACUGGGGACACAGGGCCAGGGCAGCUAGCUGAAAAACAGAUCUCUAGUUCCAAAAGGAAGGCCAAGAAGGAACACCCACCUGCAGACCCAAAACCCAGAGGUGAUAUCCCCCCUGGUGGCGCAUCCCCAAGGUGCCACCCCCAGCGUGCCCCCAAAGACAUCACCCAGUGCUCCUCGUUACAGCUCUUUAAUAAGCUAGGGCUUCGCUCGGCCGCUUUGUACAGCCACACGGAACACGCUGAAGAAAUAUUACACAGAAUUGCACUUUAUACAGAACAACGGCCUCGUUGCAGGAGGAAAGGGAACAACAUGAAGUAACAAAUUCAAUGAGGACGCGCGGACACGACAUGACAGCUUGCUGGCUGCCCCCGGCGCUGGGCAGAGAAAAAUCAUUCUCCAUUAUAGAAUUACACUUUUAUUUUUAAUUUUUUUUUUAUUUUUUUUUUUUUUUUUUUUUUAACAGGUAAAAUUUAUCGAGCGUGACGCAGGAUAAUAUAUCCUCUUACAUACAGACUUCUGGGGGUUUGCUGGGGUUUCAUUUUUUUUUUUUUUUUCCUUUUUAACUUACACUUGGCAUACUUAUAAAUUACUUUAAAAAAUUUCCAUUAAAAAUAAUAAUUAACAACACGCGGCCCACGUCCUUUCCAGUAGUAAGUACAUUCACUUGGUACGAGGAGCGGAUCGUCAUCCAAAACCAACACUGUGCCCCAAAACAGCUGCUUAGGGGCAUGGGGGGCGGCAGGGUGCUGGCUCUGUGCUGGGUGGGGACCUGCUAAAACCACCCCAAUCGCUGGGGGCUGCUCAUCUCUCAUUGCUAGUUUAGAACCUGCCAGUGAGGAGGAUAUAUGCAAAAUAAUAUAUAUAUUUUAUAUAUAUAUAUAUUAUUACAUACAUAGAGGGAGGUGGUGUGUCAGCUGGACAUGCCGUCCCUGCUGCUCUCGCGGUGAGCUCAGUGUGGGAUGGGACAGCGCUCUAUUGGAGGAGACCUCACCCUAAAAAUUCAGCUUUGAAGGAUAGUGGGAUUUCUUUACAUAACAAGGCCCUUCCAUUGAGUGAGGAGGAGAUGUGGCUCAUCCCAAUAUGGGGGUGGGGGCUGCAUGGGGAUUAUGCGCUCCCAACAUCGCUACGUGGCUUAAAUCCAAAGAGAAAACAAAACCCACCGCCACCAACAAAAAUCAAAAUAAUAAAAAGGCAAAUAAAUAAAACACCCCUUGAAAUCGGUAGCACUGGGGCUGGGAAUGGGCGGCUGUAUCGCUGGAUCCAACGUGGAUGCCGAGGGCACCCCCAGCCCCAGUAAAACCAACAGAAAACAUGCAGGAAGACUCAAGUUAUUGGUGUUUUCCAUCCUUUUGGAGGCGUCCAGGGAAAGGCGCAGAGCCCAGCCUGUCCAGAACGCCAAGCAGAAAGGGGCAGACCCAGCACCUAUGGACCCCAUUGGCAUUCCCAGGCCCCCAACCUCUCCCAUCCUACAGACAGGCAGGCCCUGGGCUGCAGCAGGAGCCACCAGUCCCUUUCAUUAGUGAGCGCUGCUCAUUAGUGCUACUGCAGGCAGUGCUUCUGAGCCCUGCUAAUAUACAGCCUGAUGGAGCAGUGGUGAAAGAUGUGGCGAUGGCCAGGUCCUUUGCUGCCCACUGACCCCUCGACCUGGCACAAAGUCCUCUUUGGGGCAAAAUAUUAAAGAAAAACAAACAAACAGUAAAACACAACCAAUAAAAAAAGUAUUUACAAUAAACUCCAGUAAACCA
Molecule: messenger RNA, 4301 nt
Organism: Coturnix japonica (Japanese quail)
Lineage: Eukaryota; Metazoa; Chordata; Aves; Galliformes; Phasianidae
Gene: NR2E3
Product: nuclear receptor subfamily 2 group E member 3
Biological process (GO): regulation of DNA-templated transcription
Molecular function (GO): DNA-binding transcription factor activity; sequence-specific DNA binding; zinc ion binding
Source: RefSeq, a predicted model, not a curated record